Messenger RNA from Morus notabilis, 921 nucleotides. RefSeq lists its product as uncharacterized. The transcript has 2 exons. Lineage: Eukaryota; Viridiplantae; Streptophyta; Magnoliopsida; Rosales; Moraceae. The coding region runs from base 1 to 921 and encodes 306 amino acids. The record is from RefSeq and is a predicted model, not a curated record.
AUGGCACAAGCUUCGAACUUGAGUGAUUCAUAUGAUGGACAAUGUCACUUUGUCAACCAUAACUACAACUUUAGGCCCAACAACAACUUACCGACAUACUAUCAUCCUGGGCUCUGCAACCAUGAGAAUUUCUCUUAUGCCAACAACCGGAAUGUUUUACAACCAACCCUGGAGUCAAGUAAACCGGAAAUGGAAAAGCCUUCCUCAUCACUUGAAGAGCUUUUGAAGACGUAUAUUGUGGAUUUUAAGGCUCGCCUUGAUCAACAUGACACACGUCUCAACAACAUUGAAACACACUGCACCAACUUGGGGGGCACUAUGAAGGCACUAGAAACACAAGUUGGCCAAUUGGCUAAUGCUAUAAAAUGGCAAUCAUCAUGGUCCUUCCCGAGCGACACCGAGAAGAACCCAAAGGAGUGCAAGGCCAUCAAAUUGAGGAGUGGCAAAGAGCUUGAAGGCCCGAGUGUUCAAAAAGCCAUGGUUGAUGAUGAGCCUACCAAGAGCAAUGACAACAGUAAGGAUAAGUCAAUAGAGGAAAACCUGAAGGCCAAGAAGGAACCACCGUCCCCCAUUGCCAUUCCUCAACGGUUCCAGAAGAAGGCGCUUGACGAGCAAUUUGAGAAAUUUCUCAAUAUCUUGAAGAGGAUCCACAUCAACAUCCCUUUCGUGGACGCUCUCAAGCAAAUGCCAAACUAUGCCAAAUUUAUGAAGGAGGUGAUGUCCAAGAAGCGCAAACUCGAGGACUAUGAGACAGUGAAGCUUACAGAAGAAUGUAGCGCUAUCAUAAAGAGACAACUACCAGAGAAAUUGAAGGAUCCGGGAAGUUUUACCAUCCUAUGUGCAAUUUGCGGGUCAACUUUUGAGAGAGCUCUUUGCGACCUAGGAGCUAGCAUAAAACUCAUGCCUUUGUCGGUGUUCUGA